AUGAUCGAAUUCAAAUUGGAUCCCUCAUGGGUGGUCGCAUUUUUUGGAAUCUCGGGUGAUCCCCACUUUGGCUUGGCAUCCUCCUCCCCCCUCCUCAUCGUCAUCAUCAGCAUCCUCUCCUACUACUGUUACUCCUUCCCCUUCGCUUUCAUCUUCUCGCGUCUCACCUUCGUCUGCUUUUUCCUAGCUCGUCAAUUAAACAUGAUAAACCCUUACAUUGCCAUCCUCUGCAAAGAACGGAAGCCUGGCAUUGGGAACAGUCACAUGGUUGACUAA
This is a messenger RNA of Dibothriocephalus latus, 276 nucleotides long. The record is from the annotation of a GenBank genome assembly. Lineage: Eukaryota; Metazoa; Platyhelminthes; Cestoda; Diphyllobothriidea; Diphyllobothriidae.